Olea europaea var. sylvestris is the source of this 1032-nucleotide messenger RNA. RefSeq names its product chlorophyll a-b binding protein 4, chloroplastic-like. The coding region runs from base 115 to 864 and encodes 249 amino acids. Lineage: Eukaryota; Viridiplantae; Streptophyta; Magnoliopsida; Lamiales; Oleaceae. The record is from RefSeq and is a predicted model, not a curated record. Gene Ontology annotation, biological process: photosynthesis, light harvesting in photosystem I; response to light stimulus. Gene Ontology annotation, cellular component: membrane. The transcript has 3 exons.
UGCCAUUGAAAAAGACGUACAAAUGCAUACAAAAAUAGCUACAUUUUUAGCACAAUUCAUCUACUUCAUUUUCCUGGAAUCCAAUUUCAAACCAAUAUUCACACCUUUGGAAACAUGGCUGCAACACAAGCUUCGAUUGCCGCUUUCCGGCCAUGCGCAUCAAAAACUCGGUUUUUGAAUGGAUCCUCUGGAAAAUUGAACCGGGAAGUGUCGGUUAAGCCCACAACUUCUUCGUCCUACAAUUCAUUCAAAGUCGAAGCCAAGAAAGGCGAAUGGCUACCCGGGUUGGCCUCUCCUACUUAUCUUGAUGGCAGUCUUCCAGGUGACAAUGGAUUUGAUCCAUUGGGACUUGCUGAGGAUCCAGAGAAUUUGAAAUGGUUUGUCCAGGCAGAGCUAGUAAAUAGCAGGUGGGCAAUGUUGGGUGUUGCUGGGAUGCUGUUGCCUGAAGUUUUCACCAACAUUGGCAUCAUUAAUGUUCCCAAAUGGUACGAUGCUGGCAAAUCAGAAUACUUUGCCUCGUCCUCCACCCUUUUGGUGAUCGAGUUCAUUUUGUUUCACUACGUUGAGAUCAGAAGGUGGCAAGACAUCAAGAAUCCCGGAAGUGUUAACCAAGAUCCCAUUUUCAAGAACUACAGCUUGCCUCCAAAUGAAGUUGGAUACCCUGGUGGCAUUUUCAACCCCUUGAACUUCGCCCCCACUGAGGAGGCCAAGGAGAAAGAGCUUGCUAACGGAAGACUAGCAAUGUUGGCAUUCUUGGGAUUUGUGGUUCAGCACAAUGUGACUGGGAAGGGGCCAUUUGAGAACCUGUUGCAGCACCUCUCAGACCCAUGGCACAACACAAUUGUCCAGACAUUCGGCGGUUAAUUUUUACAUAUUGGAGAUGAAAUUAAAUGAAAUGAAAUAUCAUCUUUCUUAUAUGUAAUAUUGACCCUGAUUUGAUCUGUAUUUGUAAACAAGGAGCCUUUAAUGUACAGGGAACUCAAAUGGCAUAGUCUCCUCUGAAUUAUUCACAAAUAUAAACAGUUUCACUAA